UAUCCCAUCUUUCUCCAGUCAAACGGAGCAGCAGCCAAAGACGCCCGAAAGAUCUUUCUAGGUGGCUUUGAAAGUCAUAAAUAUUCAAGAGUCGCUUAAGAAGAAGACAUAGAGAGAGAUUUUCAUCAAAAAAAAUUUUUAGCAGCUCUGAAAUAUUAAGAAUGGCGGCUUCUUCAAACUUCAUGAAGAGAUGGGUGAGACCUGAGGUGUACCCACUUUUGGUACCAAUGGUUACUGUUGUUGGACUUGUAUCGAUGCAGCUAUUCAGAAACAUCACCACUAAUCCCGAAGUUAGAGUUACCAAAGAGAAUAGAGCUGCAGGAAUUCUUGAAAAUUUUGAAGAGGGAGAGAAAUAUGCAGAACAUGGAUUCAGAAAGUUCAUCCGAGGUCGUCGUCCUGAGAUCAUGCCUGCCCUCAACAACUUCUUUACUGAUCCUAAAUUUUAAGAUGAUGUUUUAGUACCAUUCUUUUCAGUUUCCUGGUGUUCUUGAAAUUUCAUUUUAGAUACUUCAAAAAUUGUCGCGAAUUGUAGUAGGAAUAAAGUACUUGUUCUCGUCAGAGCGAGCAACAUUAUUUGGAUAAACAUUAUUUAGGUGAACAUCAUUGCAGAAUUGUUGCUGUUACACAAAUUCAUUGAAUAAAAGUAGUCUUAUAGGACCUGUAAGAUUUUUCGUGUUG
This is a messenger RNA of Papaver somniferum (opium poppy), 678 nucleotides long. RefSeq lists its product as uncharacterized. Lineage: Eukaryota; Viridiplantae; Streptophyta; Magnoliopsida; Ranunculales; Papaveraceae. The record is from RefSeq and is a predicted model, not a curated record. The transcript has 3 exons. The coding region runs from base 162 to 446 and encodes 94 amino acids.